Messenger RNA from Eleginops maclovinus (Patagonian blennie), 4115 nucleotides. RefSeq names its product beta-carotene oxygenase 1 (gene bco1). Gene Ontology annotation, molecular function: beta-carotene 15,15'-dioxygenase activity; carotenoid dioxygenase activity. NCBI's taxonomy places the organism in Eukaryota, Metazoa, Chordata, Actinopteri, Perciformes, Eleginopidae. Gene Ontology annotation, biological process: retinal metabolic process; carotene catabolic process. The record is from RefSeq and is a predicted model, not a curated record.
GAAAGGAUUGAGGUGUUACUUCAGAGUGUUGUGUCACUUGUUUCUCUGAAAAGGGAGAGUGGAAUUCUACUUAUUGUGGAAAUGCUGCAGAGGUAUCACUUCACCUUUCAGACAGGAUAACCAUUGACCUGCACUAUCCUAUAUGGCCUUUUCCUUAUGGCAGAAGUUAUUCCUUGUCAACUUUAAUGACCUUUACGCUGACAAUGCCUUAUGAAAUGUAACCGUCCAAAAAAAGAAGGACUGAGUGGACUGCUGCAUCAAUUUCAGUGAAUGAUAGUACAUCUAGUUUCAGGUUCAAUCUCAAAGAUAUACAUCACAUCUAUCUUUACAAAAUCCAACUCUUCAAAAUGUAUACAUGUUUUGGUCGUAUACUGUUAUAUUGAAAGACCCCAAAGCAUCUCUAAGGCCCAAAACCUCAUGGUAUUUGUGUCCUUAAGGAGAACUACAGUGUGUUUUGGCCCUAUGAUGAAUUAUGUAAGUGAGCUAUAGACAGGACCCAACCCUUUAUACAUACUUUAACAAAUCAUUUUUAAAUGUUAACAUUGUUUUUAUCCAUCUCCUAUUAGUUUACGAUUGACUUGUUUUUUGUAUCAUCAUUUAAUGUCAUCUUUGCAAAUAUGUAUUUUCUUUCAUAUAUAACCCCUCUUGUGUAUAUGUUUUAGUUGACAUCAUUUUAUUGUAUUAUUCAUAUUACUAUUACAUGUGUAGGAUCAUUGAACCUGUGGAAUGGAUGCAUACAUUAUCCCCACUCUCCAAAAGAAAAAACUGGACUAGUUAUUCCAGAAAAGGUUUAACCUCGGGGAUCUCUUAUACCCGUGAAACUCAAAUUUGAGUUAAAGGGCUUUUAGAACCUCCCACUAUUGCUUUCUGAUGCCACCCUUUAUUCUUCUUUAUGCCAACAGAGUUAUCUUGUGAUGAUGAUCACUGCUGCAUAAAGCAUUUCAUACAAUAGAUAACUAAGCAUACAUAAUUAUGUUACCUCCGGUCAUCUGAGGCCAGAUGCAUUAUGUCAUCGAGACAUAGGCUUUUUACCCACAAAAGGUGUUGGAGGCGAAGUGCAUUUGGACUUUAACGUACAGAUAAGAUUUAUUACUACUACUCACUGGUUUUCCAAGAAGGCCCAGUCAUCCACUGUAUGCUAGAGUUGAACAAUUUUGACUCAAUCAGCUGCAGCCUUCCAAGAAAAGUAAUGCCAACAAAAAAAUCCAGAAACUGUAAAGCACUUGACCCAAGAGCAACAUGCUUUUUCAGUGAUUAUAAUUCAUUUAAACAAACUUAAGUAAGCAGUUCAAAUAGGUUAUCUUCAGAUAUGAGAUAAAUAAGAUACCGUAUUGAUCCCAAAUAGGGAUUGUUUCACUGCAGCAGCACGAACGACAAAGUAUUGUACACAAUUAAAGAAUUAAAAAAGGGUAGAAAAUGAACAAUUAUACAAAAUAGAAGAUAUACACAAUUAAAAGAGUCAAAAUACAAAAGUUGAUAGUGAAGAUCAAAAUACCUAAACAAAAUCUGACAAAUAAAAUACUACAGAGGGGCUAAAUUACAGCUAACACAAAAUGAAAGUGGGAUAUUAUUAACGUUUAGGGUACAAGAAUGGCAUAUUAAAUUAAAUAUUUACAAUGUGAAGUUAUAUGUCCAGUUAAGAAAAGAGAAACUAUGGAGCAGUGAGUUAGAGAAGGAACUCUGCUGUCAAAAAAAACAACACAGACAAAAACAGUUACUGAAACAGUAAAUCCAUGAAAGAGUAGCUACUCUUCCAUCCAAAUAAACUCAAUCAAAACCUAAGCAUUUAAAACAUGUAUAUGGCGGGUACAAAUAACAGUGUACUGAAGAAUACAACAUACUCAGACAAGCUAAAUGUAAACUUAAAGCAUUUAUAAGGUCUGCAGUGAAUAUGGCUCAUAUUAAGUAAAAAGAAAGUUGGGAAAUAAUAGGAAUGAAAAACCUUGCAAACCUGUAUAUCGCUCAUAUAACGCCUUGUUGAUAAUGAAGUGUUUUGAUACGGAUCUCUUCGCUGAACUUGCUAUAAAGAUUUCGUUGAAACCAGAGUGCAUCCGUGUCUUCAGAUAAGUUAACGCGUCGUUGGUCAACACCCCCCACACUCACACACGCUUUAAAAGGAGUGGUUUGCGAUGGGAUUGACUGCAGUUGAUUAUUAGGACAUCUCCGAUUGUUUAGGCACUGAGCCUCCAACCAACAUGUCUACAGACUACUCCAAAAACGCAGAGGAGAGCCCGGAGCCCCGAAAGGCAGAAGUAAAAGGAUGUAUUCCCAGCUGGCUGCAGGGCACGCUGCUGCGCAACGGCCCCGGCAUCUUCUCUCUGGGGGACACCAGCUACAGCCACUGGUUUGAUGGGAUGGCUAUCAUGAACAGUUUUGACAUUAAAGAUGGUGAGGUGACCCACAGAAGCAGAUUCCUGAGAAGUGACACCUACAAAGCUAACAUGACUGCCAACAGGAUUGUUGUGUCUGAAAUGGGAACAAUGGCCUAUCCAGAUCCGAGCAAGAACUUCAUUUUCAAGGCGAUUACCUUUCUUAACCACACAGUGCCCGACUUCACUGACAAUGGAGCAAGCAAUUUCAUUAAAUAUGGAAAUGACUUUUACGCCACCUCUGAAACCAACUACAUCCGCAAGAUUGAUCCUGUGACACUGGAAACUUUGGAUAAGGUGGACUACUUGAAGUACCUGCCUGUAAACCUGGCGUCAUCCCAUCCACACUACGACAAAGAGGGCAAUGCCUACAACAUGGGAACUUCAAUAGCAGAGAAGGGCAAGACGAAAUACACGCUGUUCAAAGUCCCUGCCGUUACAGAGAAAGACAAGAACCCUUCAGACAAACACAAGUGGGUCCCCGCUCUGAAGAUCGAGGUAGUCUGCACUGUCCCCUGCCGCUCCCUGCUCACACCCAGCUACUACCACAGCUUCGGCAUGACGGACAACUACUUCAUCUUCAUCGAGCAGCCGUUUAAACUGGACAUCCUGAAGAUGGCCACUGCAUACAUGAGGGGAGUCAACUGGGCCAGCUGCCUGAAGUUCUGCCCUGAUGAAAGUACUCUCAUCCAUCUGAUAGACAGAAAGACUUGCAAAGUGCUUGAGACAAAGUACUACACCCGAGCAAUGGUGGUCUACCAUCACGUGAAUGCUUUUGAGGAUGAUGGUCACGUGAUUUUCGAUGUGAUCGCCUACAGUGACACCAGUCUUUACGAUAUGUUCUACCUGAGCAAGCUGAAGGAAAAUCCGGGGUUCCAGGAUGAUAGCUACUCCACACCAAGCUACAAACGAUUUGUACUUCCUGUCCACUCAGACAAGGGUGUGGCAGUUGGAGAAGACCUGGUGAAACUCAAGUACACGACUGCCAGUGCUGUGAAGGAGAAGGAAGGCAAACUAAUGUGCCAGGCAGAAGUGUUCUGUGAAGGCUUUGAAUUACCCAGGAUGAAUUAUGAUUUCAACGGCAAGAGGCACCGGUAUGUCUACGGGAACUGUGUGGAGGAGUCUGCGCUGGCCAAAGAGAUUGCGAAGUUUGACACAGAGACCAAGGAGAGGAUUUACUGGAGCGAAGAAAACUGCCUGCCCUCAGAGCCUGUGUUCAUCCCCAGACCAAAUGGAGAGUCAGAGGAUGAUGGUGUGGUGUUGGCAUCAGUUAUCAACAGCAACCCAGGCCAGUUGUGUUUCAUCCUGAUUCUUGAUGGCAAAACAUUUAAAGAGGUAGCUCGAGCAUACGUGCACGCUAAGCUAAAAAAGGAUAUGCACGGCUUUUUCAUCCCGCAAGCCAAUUAGUCAGUUAAACUGUGCUGCAUGGCACAGCGAUCUGUUUGAACACUGAGACACAUUCUGCUGAACAGUGCUUCCAGACAAAAGCUUGAGGAGGAUGCAUUCAUGGACUAUCUCAUCUUUGUAAGAUUAUAGGGAUUGUAUCAAAUCAAAGUUCCUAUUGGUAUGUUUAUUUACAAAGGUGAAGAUUUCUUAAUUGUGCGUCAAUCAAAACGACAUUUAGACAUGUAUAUAGGCCCUAUCACUGUUUAUUAUGUAGUCAAUAUUACUCUGUUGCACUACUUUGACAAUCAUUGUACUUUUGCUCAUCAUUUUUAAUAAAAAAGACUAUGUUCUACAAGUGAA